GUAGAAGACACUCCUUGGGACAAGGAGCUUUCAGAAAACCAACCCCUGCGAAAGUUUCCCGGUUCCGAGCUUUGAUCUCGCCGAGUAUUUAGGGUAUCAUGAGCAAACGACCAAACUUCUUGUUGAUUGUCGCCGAUGACCUGGGCUUCUCAGAUGUCAGUCCGUUUGGAGGCGAAAUCAAAACGCCUCAUCUCGCUCGCCUGGCCUCGGAGGGUUUGCGUUUUACAGACUUCCAUGCGGCGUCAGCAUGUUCACCAACAAGAUCGAUGUUGUUGAGUGGAACGGACCACCACAUCGCUGGGAUAGGAACCAUGGCUGAAACCAAAGCUGAAUUUCAUAAAGAUAAGCCAGGGUAUGAAGGCUUCCUGAAUGAUGCAGUGGCCCCCCUGCCUGAAUUGUUGAAUGAGGCUGGCUAUUUGACCAUGAUGGCUGGGAAAUGGCAUUUGGGGAGUGAGCCAGGACGAUUUCCAUGCGAUCGUGGAUUUGAAAAAUCGUUCGCCCUGCUUCCGGGUGCCGCCAAUCACUAUGCUUUUGAACCCCAGCUAGCUGCUGGCGACGAAAAGCCAGGCUGGAUCAAACAUUGUCCUUCAUUGUAUGUGGAAGGCGACAAGAACAUUCCACCCGAAGAACUAGGCUCCAGCUUCUAUUCCACCGAUUCUUACGUCGAUAAACUUUUGCACUACUUCGAUGCGAGGACAGAGGACGAUCGAGACCGCCCCUUUUUUGCCUAUCUGCCCUUCGCGGCACCUCAUUGGCCUCUUCAAGCUCCUCAGGAGAACAUGCAGCGAUACCGGGGCUCUUACGAUGACGGGCCAGCUGCUCUCCGCGAGAAACGUCUGCAAAAGCUCAAAGAGUUUGGGCUUGUGGGGAAAGAUGUGGUCCCCCACGACGUUGUGGCCGUUGGUGAUAAUCGCCUGGCCCGGGAUUGGGCGUCACUUUCACCAGAGGAUCAGGCGUACUCCGCGCGCACGAUGGAGGCGUAUGCCGGUAUGGUGGAUCGGAUCGACGAGCAAAUUGGGCGGGUGCUGGCCCAUCUCGAGAAGACCAACGAGCUUGAAGACACGGUGGUGCUCUUCAUGUCCGACAAUGGCGCCGAAGGCAUGAUGUUGGAAGCCGUGCCCGUGAUGGGCGAUAACAUGGCCGCACACCUGGAAAAGUACUACGACAACUCGAUAGAGAAUAUCGGUCGAGCGAAUUCCUACGUGUGGUACGGUCCACAUUGGGCCCAGGCCGGCACAGCUCCUUCCAGACUGUACAAGGCCUUCACGUCUGAGGGUGGAAUCCGAGUUCCGCUGAUCAUGUGGGCUGGUGGGCGCGUCAGAGAGGCUCUGAUGGGCGCGAAGCACCAAGCUGGGGAUAUCCGGCACGACUUUUGCACCGUGAUGGACAUCGCUCCGACGAUCCUCGACUGGGCGGGUGUAUCGCAUCCAGGAACGGAAUAUAGAGGUCGUAACAUCAAACCGAUGCGUGGGCACUCUUGGACGCCCUACCUGGCUGGGUCAGUUGAUAAGAUCCACGCAGAUGACCACGUCGUUGGCUGGGAGCUGUUUGGCAGAAGAGGACUUCGGAAAGGCCAGUGGAAGGCACUCUUUAUCCCCAAACCGUUUGGACCCGAAAAAUGGCAGCUCUACAACCUAGAUCAGGACCCGGGGGAGACAAAGGACCUGAGGGCAUCGCACCCGGAGAAGCUCAAGCAAUUGUUGACAGAGUACGCAGCAUACGUGCAGGAAGUAGGGGUGGUGGAUGAUUUUGAAUGGGGCACCUUUGUCACGGAUGAGUCUUGAUUUAAAUCUUGG
This is a messenger RNA of Exophiala oligosperma, 1796 nucleotides long. RefSeq lists its product as uncharacterized. The record is from RefSeq and is a predicted model, not a curated record. The transcript is spliced from 3 exons. Bases 99 to 1784 code for a protein of 561 amino acids. NCBI's taxonomy places the organism in Eukaryota, Fungi, Ascomycota, Eurotiomycetes, Chaetothyriales, Herpotrichiellaceae. Gene Ontology annotation, molecular function: arylsulfatase activity.